AUGCUGUCGGCCGGUGCCCGGGCGUUCUCCGCCCUGACUCGUCCCCGGUUCACUACCGCCUCCACCACUACCCUCAGAUCCCCCGCUGCGCUCCGCAGGUUACUGUCCGCCCUCGCCGUCCUCGAGCAAAGGGACGGCAAGCUCAACCAGGGAUCCCUCAGCGCCGUCACCGCGGCCGCGAAGCUCGGUGGUCCCAUCCAUGCUUUCAUCGCCGGUAGCAAUGUGAAGGCCGUUGCCGAGGAGGCGGCCAAGGUUGAGGGUGUCGAGAAGAUCAUUGCCGUUGAGAACGGCGCCUACGACAAGGGCCUCCCCGAGAACUACGCUCCUCUCUUGGUUGAGAACAUCAAGAAGGGCGGCUACACCCACAUCCUCGCCAGCGCGACCGCUUUCGGCAAGAACCUGAUGCCCCGCGUCUCGGCCCUCCUCGACAGCCAGCAGAUCUCCGAUAUCACUGCCAUCGAGUCCGAGAACACCUUUGUGCGCCCCAUCUACGCCGGUAACGCCAUUGCGACCGUCGAGUCCACGGACGCCAUCAAGAUCAUCACUGUCCGCGGUACCGCUUUCGCCCCUGCCGCCGUUGGCUCCGGUUCCGCUACCGUCGAGGAUGGUGUCGACCCUAAGGCUGAGAGCACCACCGAGUGGGUUUCUGAGGACCUUGCCAAGUCGGACCGCCCCGAUCUCUCGACCGCCGAGAAGGUUGUCUCCGGUGGCCGUGGUCUCAAGUCCAAGGAGGAGUUCGACAAGAUCAUGCUCCCCCUUGCUGACUCUCUGGGUGCUGCCGUUGGUGCUUCCCGUGCGGCUGUCGAUAGCGGUUAUGCCGACAACAGCUUGCAGGUCGGCCAGACUGGCAAGGUCGUCGCUCCCCAGCUCUACCUCGCUGUUGGUAUCUCUGGUGCCAUCCAGCACUUGGCGGGUAUGAAGGACAGCAAGGUCAUUGCUGCCAUCAACAAGGACCCUGAGGCCCCCAUCUUCCAGGUGGCGGACGUUGGCUUGGUUGGUGAUCUGUUCGAGAAGGUGCCUGAGCUUACCAAGAAGCUCAAGAGCGCGUAA
This is a messenger RNA of Sordaria macrospora k-hell, 1050 nucleotides long. RefSeq lists its product as uncharacterized. Gene Ontology annotation, biological process: fatty acid beta-oxidation using acyl-CoA dehydrogenase. The record is from RefSeq and is a predicted model, not a curated record. Gene Ontology annotation, cellular component: mitochondrion. NCBI's taxonomy places the organism in Eukaryota, Fungi, Ascomycota, Sordariomycetes, Sordariales, Sordariaceae. Gene Ontology annotation, molecular function: flavin adenine dinucleotide binding; electron transfer activity.